UUUUGCGCCUUGGUUUUUCCACACGCUUCUUGCGACCCUGUUGACUAUUUUGAAUGAAACACUUGAUUGUUCGAUGAUCACGCUUCAGAAGCUUUGCAAUUUUAAGACUGCUGCAUCCCUCUGCAAGAUAUCUCACUAUUCUUGACUUUUCUGAGCCUGUCAAGUCCUUCUUUUGACCCAUUUUGCCAAAGGAAAGGAAGGUGCCUAAUAAUUAUGCACACCUGAUAUAGGGUGUUGAUGUCAUUAGACCACACCCCUUCUCAUUACAGAGAUGCACAUCACCUAAUAUGCUUAAUUGGUAGUAGGCUUUCCAGCCUAUACAGCUUGGAGUAAGACAACAUGCAUGAAGAGGAUGAUGUGGACAAAAUACUCAUUUGCCUAAUAAUUCUGCACUCCCUGUAUUUAUUUAGGUAGGAGUUUGUUGACUGCCACCUGCUGGAUGGUGAGUGCAGAAAGGCACAUAAUCUUUGAACUGCAACCAGCAAACUGCUUUGCUGAUGCACUGUCAGUAUUCUUUGGGUCAUUUUAUGUCCUGAAUCUGGAAUACCAGGAGGCAGCAUGUGCAACAUUGGAGUUAAUUCAAAGGUAUGUCAUAACAUUUAUAUGAUCAGUGCUAUGAUGAAUGAACUAUCCCCAAGUUAGUCGUCAUUUUCCUACAAACCCAGGGUUCUUGAAUUAUACUGAUUUAUAUCCUUAAGAUUUUUUGUUAGAAUUAACCCCGAAGAAGGGACAAAAUGUACAUCCAAAUCUGGCACAAGCAGGAAGACUGGGACAAGUGUGAAGCGGAAGGUUGUCCACAUUAAUCCUCGUGUCACAACUUUUCUCCAAAGGCCGACAGAAUUUCAGUGGAAAACCUCAAACUAGGUAGCACAGUUUUCAUUUUUCUAAACUUGAUUGUAAUACAGUGCAUAAAUUAUGCAAAGCAGGCAAGGUGUUAAAGUGUAGCUUGUUGCUUUUUGGAACAUACCUGUCUCCACAGAUCACUCAUGGCCCAAGUUGUCUCGACAAGCUAAGAAGAAUGGUCAACCUCUCUCCCCAUGUUCCAAGAAACUGGCUGUUAAAUAUAUUUGUUUUUGUAUGACGCUUGUUGUUUUUCUUACCUUUGUCUUCCAAAUAUUUAAAAAAAAAAACACCAUAAUUUUGUAUUAUCUCUCCCUGGGGAAACUGAAUCACAGGCAAUUUAUUGGUAUGUUUUUCUGUUUUAAUGGAAGAAAUCAAGUAAUAAAAAAAAAGAUAAUCCAGUGCAUUUUGUUUACAUCUUGAUUUUAAAUAUAUCCAACAAUCACACAAACAAGUGUGCAGGUGUGUGUGUGUGCGCGCACACAAGUAUAAACCUUUUAUUUUGGGAGCCUUUAUUUUAUUACAGUAUGUUACCAUUUACUCAUAUCUUAGUAAAAUAUGACAUGAAAAAGGUAAAUUACUGCUCACAAGAGCACAGUACCCUCUGACAGCGUUGACUAUUUUCAGUAGCAAAAGUGUAUGUUUACGGUAAAUCACUGGAAAAGGUAUUGCAGCAUACCUUGAAAUGAGCUUACGGUAACAUACCAUAAACAUACAGCACAACACAUAUUUAUUAAUCACAGUAAAAUGUUGCGUUAUUGAUGUAAUUUUCUUGUGAAAUAUAUUACGGUAUUUUACUGGCAACAGCAUCUCACCACCAUGCAGUCAGAGGGUUUUUUACAGCAAUAAAACAUACAGUAUAAUUCUGGGAUCAACACUAAGUGGUAAGUUACCGUUAACCAUGCAUCACGGUAUCAUGCUGGCAACAGUGUUGCCAGUUUAUUACCGUAAAGUGGAUAGGUAAAAUCUAACAGUGUAGGAAAUAUGAGUGUUUGUUUCUUAUGUUGUUUAUUUCACAUAAGACAGGACAGUAAGUCAUGUAAACUAAUCAUAACAUUAAUGAAAAAUAAGAUAAUCUGUUAGUGAUCAGCUGUUGCUCAGGUUUAGUAUGAACUGUAAACCUAGUUUUCCUGCAGCUCCUCAUCCAGUCUUUCCUCCUUUAUUUAGAUGGAACAUCCAAAUUUAAAGAAGGCUCAGAAUGGGACCCUGAUCCUCAAAGCCUCAGAUGAGGCAAAGGCCGUGGGACCCCAGAGGCAGGGGUACAGGGCCAAGCAGCCAGAGGAGGUGGAGGCAAGGGCCCACGUCGCCAGCGAGGGUAGCGAUGUCAACAACGCCACCGUCGUGCUGAGCCGGUGGAAGGUCCAGUUUGGGACGUACCAGGGCAAGACUUUCCACUGGCUCCUGCAGAACGACGUGGGCUACGCCGUGAUGGUGGUGGCUUCUCACCAGAAGGAGCGAGAGGGGACAGGCUCUCAGUCCCCUCUGAUGGCCAACAAGGACGCCUUCACCCGUUACUCCUUGGCGUACCCGGAAUUUGCUGAGGCAGUCCGGUUCCGGCAGGCGUUUGAGGAGGCGCGGGUGAAAUCCCUCCAGCCUGGUCAGGAGGGACAGGCCCUUGUUGGCUUUGGGGACUUCAAGUUUGAGAGCCAGCAGAGCCUGUACGACUCCAAGGACCCCAAAACGAUCCGGUGGUUACUUUUAUUAAUAAUGAUGAUGAUAUUAUUUAUAAUAACAGUAAUAAUCCACUUAGUUUGUAAGUUCCUUUCUAGACAGCCAUGGUCUCCCACCAAUAGAGUCAAAACACAACAACAACUUACAAAAGGACGGCGCCAGCUCCAGGCUCGCAGAUGGAGAACGCCGUCCGCUACGUGA
Nothobranchius furzeri (turquoise killifish) is the source of this 2712-nucleotide messenger RNA. The record is from RefSeq and is a predicted model, not a curated record. NCBI's taxonomy places the organism in Eukaryota, Metazoa, Chordata, Actinopteri, Cyprinodontiformes, Nothobranchiidae.